AUGUCGGUGUUUCAUGUUCAUGAAUGGCUUACGCUUGAAUUAGUUGAUGCUAAUGUUUGUGCAGUCGGUGAAUUAAUCGAGAAACGAGAUCAGUUAGUGGUGGGUAGUUUAACGGGUCGAAUAUGGAUCAUUGAUCCGGGUCGAGCAAACGAUACGAAACAACAGUUGUUGAGCUGUUUGUUAGAGGAAGAUUUAUCUGCUGCUAUACUGGACAUUGCUAUUGCAAAUUUCAUUUCUGGUUUAGAACAAAAUUUAAUUGCAAUAUUAUUGCCACAAAAGCUAGUAAUUUAUCAUCUUAUUUCAGAUGGAGAAAUUUAUCAAUUAAAUAUCACCUAUGAACAUACUAUUACUGCCAUAGCAUAUAAUAUGUGCAUUGGUACAUUUGGCGGUGCGACUACAGCGCAAAUAUGUGUUCAAGAUAUGACGUGUUCAAUGAUGGUUUUUGAAGCGGAACAUCAAAUUUUUCAUCGUUCGGUUAAUUUAACAACCGCUCUACAACCAGGUCCAAUCUGUUAUUCACCUCAUUCUGAUUCAGUCAUUAUAGCAUCAUCUUCUGCUAUUUUAAUUUCAUACAAAUAUUCCGUUCUUGCUACCGCAUCAAGUGGAAAAAGUGGAAAAAAAGUUACGGCCAAUUGGACAUUUAAUCUUGGCGAUUAUCCAUUAGAUUUAGAAGUGAUUAAUACAUCACUCGUGCAACCAUCCAUUAUUAUCCUAUGCAAGAGAACAUUGUUUUGUUUAACUCAUGGUGGCACCUUAAGAUUUACAUAUCGUUUACAGUGUGUUGCUACUUCACUUCUUGUUUAUGAUUUCACAGAUGAUGCAUAUAUAAAAUUAUGCAUUUCAACAGCUACACAUAUGUUACUUUUUUUGAAAGAUACAAUUUUAAUUUGGGCGGCACAACUUCUGCAAAACGCAAUUCAAAUUCGAUUAUGUACAUUUAGCUCAGUAUAUCGUUCGAUGCUGGUGAUUUUAUCAAAUUCCCGAAUAUCCGUUAGUUAUUUGGGUACCGAACCAUCGUUAUUUCGUCUUCCAGCGCCACAAACACGCUUUAUUGAUUUUCAACAGCGUUACAAAGAAUUUAUUGAACUUGAAGCAUUAAUACGCAAAAAACCGCUCGAAUCAACCGAAGGUAUUAUAUGGAAAAAUCCAUUAACAUUGAAUUGCUCAUACGAUGGCUUUGAUUCCAAAUCGAGAGCGGAAAAAUCAUCAGAGGAAGUUCCAUCUUUAACGUUAAAUAUUGAAUUAUUAAGUGAAGUACGCCUCGUUGACGUUAAACUGAUAUGCUUAACAGCAUUUCAUAUUGAACACAAAUAUGUAUCAUUUCCUGAUAUUGAUAAUUCACAAAAAAUAUCAACAGGUAUAUACGUGUUAUACCAACCUGUAUAUGAUUUGCAAUGUAAAUUUUUUGCAUUCUCCUCUCAAUUUGGUGAUGUGAUCAGUAAAGAAGUAAAAAUGCCGUUAAAUUUAAUGUGUCAUGCAGUAAAUAGUCAGCGAAAUUCACAAUAUAAAGUAACCAUCGAUUCAUCAUUACCUGUGCUUGACUUAACACAAGUAUUUCCAGAAUUUGAAACUGAAAAUAGUACAGCAAUUGGUUUUCGACCAUAUCUAUCAGAAAUGAUUAUUUCAAUUUAUACAUCUCAGAAGUAUAAGCGUUAUCGAAUUCAAGCCGAAAGCCUAAAUUUUAUUUAUUUAUUUGUGGAUGAAUUAAUCAAAAGAAUACAAACGAAACAACCGGAAGUAAAACUGACCUGUACACUUUCAUUAGAUCAGAUUCUUCAUGAAAUAAAUGUAUAUGCUGAGCAUGAAAAAAGAAAGAUGGAGGAAGAGAAAGAAUUGGAACGAUUCUGCACUCUUUUACGUAAUGUUCAAGUGGCUAUUUUAACAAAACUUAAAGGAGAGCGACCAACAGAAGUGGAUCAUUUGAAUACUUUAUUAAAUUAUACAUAUCAACAGAUAUUAUGCUGUGUGGAUCGUUUAGAACAGCUAAAUGAAACAUUACGUUCUGCUAGCUUAUCAGUAUCAGCGGCACUUAAUUUAAUAUAUUUGAUAACUUUCCUUAAGGGAACUCCAUUACCUUUGGAUGGUACUAUUGUCAAUAAUUCUGGACAGUCAAUUUGGGAACGUAUCAAAUGGGCAAUAUCAACAUUUAAACCGAUCGAUUUAAAUAUUGAUUUUUCAUCAAAUGAUUUAAGAUAUUUUCUACAAAGUAUUUGUGAAGGUAACUGUAGUACAAUGGCAUAUAUACGUGAGGAUAGUAAAGAAGAAGAAAAAGAUACUGAUAACGAUGAUAAUGAUGAACCGCAACAAUAUGAAUCAAUCGUUGAUCCUUUAAUUUCCGGUUUAUUGUCUUUUGAUGAAUUUAAUUAG
Messenger RNA from Brugia pahangi, 2367 nucleotides. The record is from the annotation of a GenBank genome assembly. Lineage: Eukaryota; Metazoa; Nematoda; Chromadorea; Rhabditida; Onchocercidae.